AUGGUAAAAUACAUAUUAUUGUCGUUUAUUUAUACGGUGGUAUUUGGUAACAGUAUUUUCGGCAGUCGGCCUUGCAAAGUUAUCGGGGUAGUAUAAUGUUUAAAUAAAAAUAUCCGAACACAUAAUAUAUUCUAAACAUACUUUCGUAAUAUUUUGAACAGGUUCUUUUUCAUAACACAUUCGAGUGAACCGUAUCGCAUAAUUACUUUACCCUAUAGGAAAAUAUUGUGUAUAAAAAAAAAAAAAAACGAUUUAAAAAUAAUUAUAAUUAAUACAUUUUAUACUAGUCUGACGGCGUUCCGAUUUUCGUUAAAUUCGUCCGAAGACGACGCGUAAUAAUUUCCAAAAAUAACACGCACGAGCAGGCGUUUUAAAAUUAUCUUUUAUACCUUUUUUUUUUUUUAUAUUUUUAUAUCUUUUAUAUUAUAUUUUACAAGUCGGAAGAUGUGUAUUUUGAACUUUUUUGCGUUCGUUCGUCUAUCGUGCUCGUUAUUUCCAUCCUAAGAACAUUGAGCACAUGAAAUUGGACAAAGUGAAGACGAUUGUAUUCAGAUUAGUACUUGUUCGUAAGUUGUUUUAAACAGAAUUUUUAACAAACCCCUGGUUUUCGCCUAUAUAAAUAUCAGAAAACCACGUUGUAUUGCCUUUAUCUAACAUCAUAAAAAAUAAAAUGAUCGAUAUAAAAUCCAUAGCACACGCUUAAAACAAAUAUAUAUAACGCAUAAUAAUUAUAUUGAUAACCGGUUAACUCAACGAAAUUCACGGUGAUAUCAGUAACAAUUUACCGGUUUAGAAUAUUAUUUUCAAUUUUUUUUCUCGUUAUCGUACAAAGAGUACACGAUUUUUUAAUAAUUUUCGAUUAUCGAAAAUCGAUUUUUUUUUUUUUUUAUGCAUUUGGGUAAUUUAAUUCGGUGUCCGAUAUACAAUGGAAAUUCCAUAAUGGGCGACAUUUUUCGGGGUGGGUUCGCGUUUUACAAAAUUUGACUUGGAAUGAUCAUUUCCGUUUCAUGCAGCGCAACUUUCGUCUUCGAUGGCCUUUGUUUCAUUUGUAUUCGACAACCGACAAACUUUUUUUUUUUCCGGAACACCGUUCCACAAAGAUUGUGUUUGUAAUGUUCAACAGAUUUCAUUUAACUAUAUUUUAGAUGGGUCAGUACGGACGUACGCGUGUUAUACCCAAACACUAAUUGAUAUUGAUAAUUUUUUCUAAAAACGAAAAGUUAAUUCCGUAUAAUCGAGUUUAUGAAUUUUGACUAACAAUUUUGCGAGAAACGGUCCGCAACAGUUAUCGGAACACUGGACCAAUUAUAAUCGUUCGAUCCACAAUUUUAUAUGGUAUAGUUUUUUUAGUAUUUUUUUUUUUGUUCCACGCUGCAGUCGUCUCGAGAAACGUGUUAAAACCGUUAUUGUAGAGAUUCGGGGGAACGUGCAUAGAAAACUUGUCACGUGCACAAACUAAAAAAAAAAAGUUGAUAUCGCUCACACGUAGGUCACUGUUGUACGUGGGUAUUUAGUCGGAAAGGUAUAGUGUAUAAUAAUUUAUACUAUAUAUAUAUUAUGUAUAGGCAUUGGUUUACAUUAUAAAGUAAUUUAAUUUCUAUAGUUAGGCUCUGUGUACAACGAUAGAUAAAAAAACCCUAUUGUGAGCGGAGUAGUAUUUAAUCGUGUUUUUUAGUAACCUCAGAACGAAACAAAAAUACCGUGAGGGCGAUUUGUGGAAAAAGUCGAUACAUUUUUCAAAUAAAGUAUCGCACAUCUUGUGCGAACAUGAAAAUAAAUCAGAUUUUUUUUACUAACCAUUAAAGUGAUUUCAUAGUGUAAAAAAAAAAAAAAACAAAUUUAUGAAAAAUUAAAAGCUUUUUCGUUAUGUGAUUUUCAAAAUGUUUUGCUCUUUUCGAGUGGUUCGGACUCGUUAAAGAUAGUUCGUAAAAUAAGUAUUUCGCGUGCGAAAUACGAAUAGUUAGUACCUAGUAAAAUUGUUAACACUAAUUCGAUUACUUAAAACGCCGGGCAUAUAGUUUACGAGAUUUGUUUCACAAAUAGCGUAGCGCCGGAUGAAAAACCGGCAUUUUUUAACGUAUACGGUGUGAAUGACCCGAACCAUUAUUACUAGCUGAAAAAGCAUAAAUCUUGGUAAAACUUGAAUAAUAUAACUUCUUUGAUAUACUUGGAAUUUAAAAGUAUUCGAAUAUCAUUUAUUGUACUCAAUUAAUUUUCCUCAAAUACUCAACAAUAGUGUUUCGAGUAAUAAUUAUAAUAACGACAAUAUAGACUUAUACAGUACCUAUGUUAUUUUAACCAGUUGGGUAUUUAAGGUGGGGGAGAUUAGGAAGACAUAUUUUCGGUCUAUUUUAAUAGGCCCUACGAUUAACUGUUUUUAAAUUCAAAUUUCUUCACUCUUCAUUCAGAAAAAUAAAAUUUCGUUAGCGUCUAGUUAUUUUAUUAAAAAGACCAGAACGCGAACACAUUUUCUUAUAUAAAACGAAAGCUAUCCGAACCAUUAUGAUACGACGGCGUUUAGGUUAGCCAUAAGUACUUAAAUAGCAAUUAAACUAUUAAUGUAAUUAUUAAUAAAACUUAUAGUUAUUCGAUUCCAAUUAUAAUGUUAGGGCCGAUUUAAUUAUAAAUUACUUACAAAAAUGUUUUUCAAAAAAAAACAACCUGUGGGUAGCAAAACUCCGUCACUAGAAUUAAAACGACUUGUCCCUGUUGCGAUGAUUCUUUAUUUUUUUUUUCACAAAAUUCAUCUAAAAUAGUUAUAGUUGUCAGACUUUUAUUAAAUUUUAAAUCCUUGAUACUCAUACCAUCAUGCGCAUAUAAAAUCGCACCCACUUGGUUUCUUUUGGUAUGUACAAAACUAAAAAACACCCCGCUACUUCUGCAAAAACAUGACGAAAUUCAACCAAAAUGUUAACGCUUAAAUCUGCCUAUAAAACAACUCUAAUUACCGAGUUUUCAGCUCAUACGGUUUAGAGGGUGCCAUGAAAAGUUUCCGAAAGUUAAGGGGAAAGCAUAUGUAUGCAUACCACUAUAUUGGUAUAUUAUGCAUAGGGCUCGGAUUUAUAUGCUCUAAAAACAUAAGAAAUAUGUAUUUAUGCUCUUAUAUUGUUGAAGUAUACCAUUUAAAAUAAAAUAUAUGCACAAAAAAUAGAUUUUCAGGGAAAAAAAAUGUUUUUUAAUAUUUAUUAUUUCUAUCUUUGUUUUUAAAGUAGGUACAAAUAAUUGAUUUGUAAUGGUAUUUUCGAAAUUGAUCAAUCUGAAAAGCAAUACGUAAAAUGUUUUUUUUUUCAAAUAAAAAAUAUGCACACAACAAAUAUGAUUUAAAAAAAAAGUUAUUUUAUUUUUACUAUUUCUAUUAUUAUUUUUAAACUAAUAUAACUAUAACCAAAAUAUUGCAUAUUAUUAUGCAUUUAAAAACUAUUUUUAUGCAAUGAAAAAUCGUAACAUAUAGGAAUAUGCACUAUGUGUCAAAGAAAAAUAAAAUAUGCAAAAAUAUGCAAAAUAAAACAUUGUAUUUCAGUUCCAUUGACUAUAGUUCAAACUUGUAGCGUAUCCAGCUACUUUCUGGAUCGUCUAAAAAAAAAACAUGCUAAUGCUUGUAUGCAUCCGGGCCUGCAACAGGCACAAUAUACAAUGCAAAAGUCUUCUAUUUUCAGGGAAAAUUCGAGAAUUGAUAAUUAAUAAUCGAUUUUUCUUUUGCUUUUAGCCUAGGUACAUGUUAUACAUUAUGCGACACAAUUUCCAAAUUCAGUGUAUCUCUUUGGCAAAAUCUUGAUAGAUACACCUCCGAUUUUCGAGGUUUUUUUUUUUUUUGCUUUCGAUUUUCGCGAAUUUCCCCGUUCAUUAUUACCUACUUCGUAGACGCGCCGUUAUCGGCCAUCAUCGCCGCCGACACGAUUUUCACAGACUACCUAUACAUUUUUUUUAUAAUCACUUUUAAUGACGAUCUUAUAUAGGCACCUGCGAAUUAUUAUUACACAGCUAGUGGGCCACAUCGACGUAGUUGACAGCCGACGAACAAUCGAUACGGUUACCUCAUCAGGAAAAAAAAAAUCACCUAAAUACGAGCCUUACAUAAUUAGGUAUUAUAGGUAUUUUAUUUUCGUAUCGUUAUGGAACGUGUUUGAUUUAUAUAAAUUUUUGCAAACGACAUUGGCUGCGAUUGUUCGACGACGGUGGACGUCGUCAUCGUUUUCUCGCAGCAGCCCCCUCCCCCCCGCCAAAAAAAAAAAAACAAAACCAAAACAAAACAAAACACUUUACUGCCGCCCGAAAACCUACGCGCGCCGAUGUUUAGUCCUUAUAAUAAUAUAAUAUUGUGUAUUGUCACACGGACGGACAGACAGACGGACAGCGACAGUUAGACAGACAACACUAAUAAUAAUUCCGGUUUUAAUCAUACUAGUCGCAGUUUUGGUUCUCGUUCUGCACCGGAACACACCGGUGUAGUGUAUUAUUACAUAGUUAACCGUGACUAUAAAUAAUAUAGGUGCCUACGAGCAAAACUCGAAAUCGAUUAUUAUAAUAUCGCAGUGCCAUUCACGUCGUUUUUUUUCAUAACAUCAUCGUCUUUAUGUUUCGAAUAUGACGAUAGUAUAAUGAUAACGGUAAUAGAGGUAUGUUAAACGUGUGAUUUUUUUUUUGAAAUCGUCAAUAAUAUUAUAUUAUUGUACUACCCGGUGUCGUGUUGUCACGUCACCGCGUUUUCGGUUCAACGAGGAUUCAAAUUGAUAGCGGGUAACUGCAACUGCCUACGUGAUGAAUGGUAUUUAUUGUCGCGAUUCGUCAACGGUACGCGAGCGAAAAUUUUCAUUUUUGCACAUUGCGCGUGAUGAUUGCGUCCAUCGAGAUACGUCGAGACGAUUUCGGAACAUAUUGAAAUUAGGCUUAUGCUGUGUUGCAACAGUGAUGUGAGAUACAUCGAUCCGAACGCCGGGUCGGGACCCUGACCACACAUGAUCGGAUAAAUAUUUCUUUUUAAUUCCCCGUUAACGUUAAAUAUUAAUCCUUUAAUCGGAUUUUCCGAGUUUAUUUUUUCCGCUGUAAUUAAAAAUGUAAAAAUAUUAUUUUCACAUAGUAUUUCUACUGGUUCAAACAACUUUAAUACCUGCCAAAGAAAAACUAUUAAAAAAAAAAAACUCGCAAGUGUAAAAUACUUAAAAAUGGCUCAAAAAUCGCCAGAAUAAAUGAAUGUACACAAGACACAACUUUUUGUCAUUGUUAAAUUUCACUGAACCAGUAAUUCGGAAACUUAUUGAAAAGAAAUCACAGCGUAACUAAAACGUAUAAACAUCAUAAAAAACAACAUAAAAAUUUUUUUAAGAUUCGUCGACAAUUGUAAUGAUAAUACAAUUAAUAAAUGUUGAUAAACGUGCACGAUACGCGUAAAAAUCGUUUAAAUACUGUACGAAUCAAUAAUAUAAUAGUUAUCGUAUAUAAUUUGAAUUUAUUAAAAUAAUUUAUAACAUUUUUACAAUUCAAAAAAUAUUGUGCGUUUAUGUUAUACAUGCAGAUUUCCAGAUAUUUCUAAUAACAUUAUUGUUUCGCCCGCAGGAAAACUUUUGCCGCGGUCUGUUGAUCGGUUGCAUCCUUGUGGCGAUGGUGCGGUGCGAUUCGGAAGACGCAGUCCGGCAACAGCAAACUGCGGCCGCAGCCUCCCCGAGAUCCGGCGAAUACGAAGACGAUAUCGCCGCCGCCGAAGAUCACGAGUAAGUUUGAACGAUAUAAUUAUUACGGAAAUCGCCGUUCCUCCAGCUAAAAAAGAAAAAAAAAAAUCGAGUUACUCGCCUCGACAUUAAAUACAGGAGGGUCCAUUUAUCACGAACCGGAGAUUUUCCAGGAUUUUAAAUUUUAAUUGGAUUUGAUUCAACAGUAUUUUAAAUUUUAGAUUCUGAGCGGAGCGCGAGGAAUUUAUUUUUUUUACAAUUGAUGUUUAUUAUUUUUUUUAUAUUCUGUGAAUAACUUUUUUACCAGCAAUUUUACUCCGAUUUUCAAGUGUAACGCCUUUUCUAAAAAGAAAUUUGACUGGAAUGGUACUUUAAGGAGGUCAUUUUCUGAUGUUCCAAUAAUAAUUUUUCAUAAUAAAUUGGAAAAAUCGGAAAUAAACAACGUAGGAAAAACGGAAAAAUUUACGAAAUAUAUUAUUUUCAUAUCGUACAUAUGUACGGCCUUCAAAAACAUCUAUAUAACCGAACUACGCUCAGAAUCGUUUUUCGUUAGCAACGAUUAUUCGCUGCGUACAGAUACAAAUUAAAUUUCCGCGCUACCUUGCCAACUUCUCACCAACAACAGAGACCCGCUCAUCGUGCGAAAUAAGUCCGUUUGUUUUUAUCCCUAAUCCUUAAAUACCUUAAACAAAUCGGUGUAAAAGUAAAGCUGAAACGAAAUGAUAAUACACAGGUGGAAAAACAAAAAUCGAAUUUCCUCUGGAAAACCACUGGCCCGUGUUAAAUAGAUCGUCCGGUAUAAUUCAGUUCAAAUAAUUAUGAAAACAAAAUACGCCAAUAUCGCUUUUUUUUUUUUUUCCUCAUAUACUAUAAUAUUCCUAACCAUAACACCACCGUAUCGAUACAAAUACGACCCGUUCUCAUCACGAUAAUACAUCGUCACUUUAAAUUCAACAGCGCGUAUCUCAAAGUUUGAUAAAAUGAAAUUAUUGUCGACAUUAAUAAGACAGUUUUUCCGUACAUUUUUUGUUCCGUAGUUUUUGCCGAAUUUCCCCCGAAAAUGGAUAUGCCAUCACAUUGUGUUGUGCCCCGCUGUGUGUAUACCUUUGCCCCGGUACUUUUCGGACACUUUUAGCCGCUCUCUUUUGACCAAAUGCGCUUUAGAUCCGAAAUUAGAGUUUUUAUAUCGGGUUGAAGUGAUGAUAAUAUUACGUUGUUUAAAUUUCAAUAUGAAUUUCACCAUGUCGUUAACGGGAAACGUGUGUUUUAAGCUUUUAGCAACAAACGAAAGAUCGUAUAACACAUGAUAUGCGUGGUGUAAGUAUCAAGGAUGUGCCUUUUAGGGUUUCAACUUUCAACCCACACCCCAAUCAUUUGUACGUUCAGAUUUCAUGUUUCAGCAGAAAAUAUUGGGUUUUAAUAUCGCUACAGACUGAAAUUUAAUGAAAAUGGCAAUCAUCACUAUAAUAGAUUAAUUAAAAAAAUUAAAAAAGAAAAAAUGGAAUAUGAUAAUACCGACAAGUCGGCUGCGGAAAAAUUAUAUUCUGGAGAUGGAACCCUGCUGCUUACGGGUUUUUUUUUUUUUUUUUGUCCGUUAAAUCAGUUUUGUUGUAAGUUAGUGAAAAGUAUUGCCAGUGACUUGAAAUCCCUUCUAUGAACACUUCUACGAUUCUUGAUCAACGGGUCUAAUGCACCAGUUAGACAAAGUUAUCCACCGAAAAUCGGGUGUCGAGAAGUCAUUAAAAAUGUAAUUUUAUUAUUAACACUUUUAUUUGUUUAUUUUUGUAAAAAAAUCUCUCGGGGAAGUCGAUGGCCCCUAUUGACCGCCCUCAAAUGCGUCACUGAUUAAAUCGGUAACAUAAUGUUUCGCUAAUCGUCCUGUACAACGCGAAAACCUUGAGAUACGCACUGUUGCGGUGUUAGCGACGAUACGCGAAAUUAUCCGACGAAAACCGAGAAAAAAAAAAAAAAAAUCCCGAAAAUGCGCCACGGUUGAAAGAUAAUAUUGUGUGAUGAUUGUGUACGAAUACCAAUGUCUUUUAACGCGGUCGCGGUGUACGCGUAUUGUUCGCUUUUUGUUUUCCGAGCAGACACCACCGGAUCAUCAUCGUGGUGCCCAAAGAAGUGCCGCACCACGUCAAUCACGUGCACACGUACAAGUUGGCCGACAAGGGAAUACCGCUGAUCCACUCCGGUAAGGUGGUGCACGACCACAAGCAUUCCGGCAAGGUGGCGCACGAGCACGGCCACGUGGGCAAAUCGACGCACAACCACAAGCACGCGGGCGCGUACGGUCACAACCACAAGCACAACGGGUACCUGGGGCACAAACACUUCGGCAAGGUGGACGCGCACGGCGGCGGCAAGUACUACCAGUCGCCGCAGUACCAGCAGUCGCCGGUCGAACACCAGACGUUGGUGAGACAAGGACACAAGCUGCAACACAAUCAGCAGGUGCACGCCACCGACUACCUGUCGCACCAACAGGCCGGCGGCUUCGGGCAACUGAAGUCGGCUCGCCGACCCGUCUCCGGUCAGGUGCACUUCGUGCCGUCGUCGCAGCCGCAGGGCCUGGGCUCGUUUAUGCCGUCCGAGAUCCAAACUUUCGUGGACGGCCGACACGGCGGCAUCGUAGGCGGCGCGAUCGUCCAACAGCAGCAGCAGCACCAGUACGUGGCCGCCGAAGAUGACGUCGUCCAGACCGCCGGCGGCCCGCCGGCCGAGUACAACGUUAUACACCUGCGGGUGCCCGACCAGAACGGGCCCAACGUGAUCAAGCACGUGGACAUCGACCUGGCCAACAACGUGGCCAAAUUGCAGACUGCCGACAAGUUUCAACCCAUCCACGCCAACUAUAAUAAGGUUGGUUACACGCGGUUUAGUAAUAAAUUAACGCGCCAAUAAUAAUAACGCGACUUCAAAAAGUUAAGUCAAAUUAAAACAUUUUUUUUUUUUUUUUUUAACUUUUUGACUUCGUUACGUUACUUUUGUCCUAAAAAAUCUAAAAAAUAUAUAAUCGUUAAAUCUUAAUUUUUGAUGGGAGUUUUAGUUUCUUUCCUCAGAAUACUUUUACUGUCUGAAAAUGUAAAUUUCGGACCAAGGACAUUUUGCUUUUAGCCUAUACUGUAUACAAAUAUAAACUCGAUUUUUUUAACGCACAUUUUCAUAAAACGUUCAGUCGCGGACGAAUGAUCGAAUUGAUAGAAAAAAAAAAAAAGAAAAAAAAAAUGUUUUAACAUGGUCGCGUUACUUUUUUUUUAUUAACUUUUAACCGAACGAAUUCGGACUUUGUGUUUUUUGUCGACAUCAAGUAUUAUUUCGAACCGAAAAGCUUUGACGAUUAACAUUUAGCCGUUUGGAUAUUUCUGACCGAAAAAACCGAUGGAAAUAUUUGUCGGUCGUUUUCGUCUCGUUAUAUUGUCGUCUGCUCGUCAUAUGUUUUACUGCACGCGCGAAAAAAAAAAAAAACAAUUCACGAGCGCAGGUUCAAACAGCUACAAUCGGGUUUUCAUUAUUAUUAUUUUCGCAACGAGCGAUAGAAAUCUAGGUUCUUUUAUUUUCGUUGUGCAUUCACAGUUGUGGUUGAUCUACGACAGAACGUUCAGCCAAACACCGACUUGGGCGUUUUUAAUCGCAUACAUAAUGUGCGUGGCGGCGGGCAGUCCUAUCCCGCAAAUCUCUGCGCAUUUUUCCGACCGUGUUUCAUUAUAUUGUGAUUUUCUGACAAAUUUCUAGACAGGUUUCCGGAACAAAACAUCACUAAACAGCUCAAUUACACAACGUAUACGCGAUCAUUGCAAACAAAUGUCUGAAAUUGCAUAAUUAUGCAACUGCAGAUACAUUGUACGCGUUAAAUUCGUAAACAAAUUCUGAAAUUUCGAGGAGAGGAGAUUAGCACCCCGAAAACUCCUAACGCCUCCUGGUCGCCCCGCUACCUAUAUUGGUAACUAAUUUUUUAGCCCGUUUUCUAAACGUAACCAUUAUUUUAUUUCAAAUUUCUAAUUCGUGUCCAUUUUUGAGAAGUAUUCUUUAUACAUUUUUUUUUUUUUUUUUUUUAAAUUUCAUAAUACUUUUAUAAUAAUUAGUUUUAAUAAUUCAUUGGGAUAUUAAAAAUAUCGCAUUUUCACAUUUUUUUCGAAACAUUUUUACAUAUAUUUGUAUUAAUAGUUUUCACAUUUUUCUAACCGCACUACUGAGUGAUUCUUUUAUCAUGAACCACCAAUUUUCUCUGAGAAUUUUCAGUGCAUUUGAUUUCGGAUUUUAUUUAUUUAUUUUUUUAUUAUUAUUUAACCGUUUAAGCUUUAUUUUAACACCAUUUUCAACUAUUUACCCCUACUUCUUAUAUCUUAAAUAAGUAUUUACUUUUGUAUUUUCAAAUAGCCUCCCCUCUGUUUAACGCAGGCUCGAAUAACUCAUCCGCUUUAUUCCUACUCAUCAACCUACUCAUCUGCUCUAAACUUUAAACUUUGAAUUGUUAUAAUUCAUAAACGGUAAAUCUGACACUAGUGUUAUGCAUUUCAAAAUGUUAAGGAAAAUAUUGUCUACUCGAAUCUGUGUUCAAAAAAGGAGAUUCCUAUUUGAAAAACAAAAGCAUAUACUAAUUUAAGGUAUAAUAUAGAGUGGUGAUAAACAUUAAAAAUGUUUUAAAAAUAAAGGUUAAACAAUUCCACAAUGAUUACUGAUAGAGCAUUAAAUUCACUUAAAAUCACCCUGUACACUAAAACCGAAAUGAUUAAGGUUUUUUUAGAAAGAAACAGAUUCAUAAUAUUUUCAUUUUAUACUCAAUGGAUUGCAGUCGUUAUCAACCUUUUUUUUGUGAUGACAUUUAGAUCUAUAAAAAUGACGACACGCUUAAAACAAUUUAUGUAAUUAAAAUGAUAAGCAAAAAAAAAAGAUAAUCAAUCUUGAGAUCCAGCCCUGUUCGAGUAAUGUCGAUUUCCUAGUUUUUCUUAUCAUAUAUGUCAUAUAUUUAUACUUUGAAAACAUACAGUAUAAACCGUAAAUAAACAAUUUUUCGCCGACAUACAUGACAAUAGUACGCGACACACCGGUUGACAAUCACUACAAUAGAAUAUAAAUUGUGUUUUACGAUUCAAAAUAAUGCUUAAGUUUUUUUUAUAACCAUCUCGAAAAAAACGCAAUCAAAAACAGUGCUUGUGCUUAACGCUUGACACGCUAGAAAAAAUAUAUCGAUAUGUUAUUUAAAAUAAAAAAUUAUUAAAUAGGUAGAGAAACGUGCGAUAUUUGCAGUAUAAAACCGCUAAUUCAAAAUAGCGCAGCCAUGUUCUAUGUCUCAACAAUUAUUAGUAAAUACGUAAAUAAUAGACGACAAUAUUAAAUAUAUUAUAAGACUACCGAACGAUUGAAAACGUUACACCUUUUCGCCGACCAAUUGAAAACACUUAAAAUUCACAAUUUACAUUUUCCAAAACGUCUCCUGUUAAAUAUCAGAUAAAAAUCCCUUUACCCACUUCUUAGUAAGCGCUCCGAACUCAACCUGUAAAACAAAUUGCUGCUAUACAAAAUCCUCCUGAAGCCAAUAUGUGUCUACAGAGUUCAAUUAUGGGGCGUGGCAAAAAAAUCGAAUACUUACAGAAUACAAAAGUUAUCGCUACGCUAACACGUCCUUCCUCUACGUAUCGAAUUAUAUGCUACACUCAAACCUAGGAAUACCUCUUAGACCUCUUCACUUGAGAAGCACUCAAAUGUUUGCCCUAAGUACGGUAAACAUAUCUAGAAAUUCUCUGAAAAAGCUUCAGAGGUGUCGGGAUUUGGAUUAAAGUAAAUUUAAAUAGUUAAAAAAAAUGAAAACCUAAUCUUAAUAUCCUAAUAUAAUAUUAUAAGCAUGAAAAGUUAAGUUUUCACGUUUAAAUCAAUGAACAAAUUUUUAUGAAUUUAUCUAUCCCGUAGUAUAGAGAUAGAUGGAAACUUGGAGUAAUACAUAGAAUACUUUUUGUCACGAAAAUAAAACUUGAGGGGAUGAAAGAUUUUUAGGUAUUAUUGGUAUGAAAAUUAUUUUUGUUGAACUGUGAAUUACCUAAGUAACACGGAUGAAUAAUAAAUAAAAAUGGCAUAACUAUAACAACUUAAAAUAAAGUCUAUCUGACUGACUGCCGGUUUAUUGGCUUGUAUUAAGAUGAGCUACCUUGGUAACACGGGUGAGGAAAACAAAAAACUAAGCGCUGUACUGGAUGGGCGAAUGAAAAAUGAAAACGCGUAAAAACGUGAAUCUUUGUAGUUUUUGGUCAAAUAACAACACUACAGUCCUAUUAUGUCCUCGUAAUAUUUUUAAAGUUAUUAAGUGGAUAUUAUAUAGUUUAAUUUCUGUGCUGUGCGGGGAUAUCUAUAGUAACACGAAUGAAAAAAUGAAUGACACACUAGAACACUUUAGUCCGGACUAGCCACUUUUCGCCUAUUUUUUUUUCGUUCAAUAUACUGGUAGGGGCAAAGCAAAAUGGGAACAAAGGUAAAAAGAAUAGCUAAUUGGAACGGUCCAGUCAAUGCCGGGCACGGGAUAGCUAGUAAUAAUAAAAAAAUUAGAAUUCACAAAAAAAAAAAAAUAUCACGUCGAGUGUUACUUCAUUUCAAAUUGCAUGCCAAUACAAAUAGUUAAGGCCGUAAUAUGCUUAUUAUAACCAUAAUUACGUUUUGUACAUAUUCAAAUAAGUUAAUAUAAAAAAAAAAAAAAAGACUUUUAUCCAUACCCUACAAUAAUAAUAUUAGUAUUAUUAUUAUAUGUUAACUAGACCAGUAUCGAAUAUCGUGUUCAAUCGGACGAUUAAAAAUAAUUUGAACUAUCUCUCAACCAACAUUUUGACGCUCGUUUUCAGUUACGUUAUAUUAUUUUAGUCUGUAAUUUGAAAUAUUGGUUAUCUUCCCCAACACUGAUUAUGUCAAAGCCAAUCGGGAAAUGUCACGGGACCGACGUUCCCAUUUUUUUUGCUCGCUGGUUUUAGUAUCGGAUUUACUCACUUGAUCGACUCCUCCGCGUGACUUGUUGGUAAUUUUUUAUUUUUUGGAAAGUUUUCUGUCUUCUUUUUUUUUUUUUUUUCUAAAUGAAUCCGGUUAUUUAUUUAAAUUGUAUUUUUACACAGUCUCGGACACGAGUCCUACCUAACCGCAGGUACUUUUGAGUUGCGUUGUGCACAUUAUGAGUGUAGGUAAUAACGGACAAGUUGAGAAUACAUUUUUUCCAAAUUUUUAUUCGGUCGUACGCAAUAAAUAGAAUUUGUUGUUUUUUUUUUUAAAGUAAAUAUAAUUUUUUUCCUAUUGAGUUUUUUUUUUUUGUUUCCCGGUUGCUUAGUUAAUUUUGUUUUUAUUUCAGCGUACGCCAAAUUCGUUUCGUCCCGAACGUUUUCCAAGUCACUCUACGCACAGCUUUCAGAUAAUGCAUUAGAAAAAAUAAAAUAAAAAAUGCAUUCCCUGUGCGAUGGAAGCGACCGUGUUUUAGCGAACCGCCGAUAUCCACACGAUAGUCCGUCACACACGAUGUUGUUUAUCAGUGCGUCAGUAUACAUUAUGUAGUGUAGUACCAAUAUAUAUUUUCUAGCUGCCUCUUUAGUUUUUUUAAUCAAUUUUUUGUUUUUGUUUUUGUUUUUUUUUUUUUUUUAAUGCAGUAAACAUUAUUUUUUACGUCUUAUUUGUUUGUUGUUGAUGAUUUUUUUCUUCCCCUUCCCCUCCCCCCCCUUGUUAGAUAGCUUAGUCGAUUCGCUUCAACGCGUUUACUACCGCAUGCGUCUAUACUAAUGUGGUUUCGGACGUCCGUAGAUUGAUAAUAAUAAUAAUAAUAUGUCUGAAGUAAUGUCAAGAGUGACGGAUUCUAUAUAUUUUACGUACUAGACGAAUGUGAAUAUAAUUAAACUACAAUACAAACAUGUCAACUCAGGAAGGGAAAAAUUAAAGAAAUGGUGUGCACUGUUGUAUGUAUUUGAGGGGGAGGGUAAUAAGUAAAGAUAUUUAAAAAAUUACGCGUAUUAUUAAUAACCAAUGUUGUAUAAACAUAAGAAUUAAUUGUGGAUAAGAUAAGGUACAUUAAUAGUUAAAUUAUCUAGACAGAGAUAAGUGAUUAACAACUUUUAUACAGAUAAAAAAUAAAUAACCUAUCAUGAAAUCAUGUGCUAAAGGUAUUAAAAGUACUGGUGCCCUUUUGGACGCUGUUGGUAAACAUUUAGUUUUCAAAAAAGUCAUGUCAAUGCUGCUUCAUAGUACAUUAAACUAAAUGUAUUAAACCAUAAGUAUACAUUUAUUAUUCAAUUAUUUAUCUCAGAUAAUGGUCCAGAUAACUUAUUUUUUAUUUAUCGUGAUCAGACAAAAUAUACGAAUAAUACUAUCUAAAUAAUUUAUGUAUAGCUAAAAUAAAACGUUGUAUAAUAACGUGUUCGUUUUUGAAAAAUAGACGAAAAUAUUUUUAUAUCUACUAUAUUAUUUUUAAUACACAUCCUGCAUAUACAUCCUGUAUAUUUAAAAAAAAAAAAAAACAAUUUUUGUUUUUCGUGUAUUUCGUAAUCGACCGAAUUGUGUGUUUUAUUCUAAUUAAUAAAUAUAUAUUGAAUUUAUUUAAUAGUUUGAAAAAAAUAAUUUUGUAUAAUUCAAUAAUAAGUGAAGUGUAUAUUCUUUCUUCGAUUUGAUUUUAAUUAAACAAUUUCUAUUCGUUUUUUUUUCCGAUCGCAAUAUACCUAAAUAAAAAACCUUCAACCUUGAUUAUAUAUUUAAAAACAGAAAAAUCAAACUAUUUUUUUUUUUUUAAGACAACUCACGACUAGAUAGUAUAUAGACUAAACCGAAAAUAUUAUAUUUUCCUAAACGUGUUUGAAAUUCGAAUACUAUAUACAUUAUAAAUACUUGUAGUGUAUACUAUCAAAAAUGGGAGAAACUAUAGAUAUAGUAUAGAUACUUAACAGAUUAUGAUAACUUUUUUUUGUCGGAUUCCUUUUCGUUGCCGGAAGAUUAUUGGUUAUUGUUUGCCUCAUGAAUUGCGUCCUGACGGCAAUAUUUAACCACUACACAAAUUGCGUCCCAAUGUAAAUUAAUCAUUUUCCUUCCCAUUUUAUACAGACUUAAGACGGUUAACAGCAACUUAUCAUUAUUGGUGGGUUAAAAAUAUUGGUUUUAGUCGUUGUUGUUCAAUUAAAAGUUCAAAUCUUUUACCAUGAACAUGUCAUCCACACAGCAGAAUAGUCACCGCAAUAAAGGUUUUUUUUAUGUUAUAGAAAUGUAAUAUACUAAUAUGUUAUCAUUAUAAUAAAAACAAAAUUAAAAGAUUAGUUAAGUUAGUAACCCUAUUAAUAUAAUCCAGACGAGUUAACUGGCUGUUUUCAUAUUUUGUUUCAUAAAAAAAAAAAAAAAAAACUUUUACAUUACCUUCAGUUUGUUUUUAAUUAAGUACAUGGAUAUUGCGUUGUUUAAUACAUAUUAAUUUGUGUACAUUUGUUGACACAUCAAUGAGUUUGAAGAUAUUCGGGUUUGUUGAGUAAAACAUACUGUUAUAUUUGAAGUGGAAGGCUUCUGAAAAUCUCAAUUAUUUGCAGUUCGAGUAGUAAUUGAAUAAAUGCUUACACAGAAGGCGGGAAGUCACAAUUGUUAGGGUUUACGUAUGUAUUUAAUAUAUAAUCUGAAAAUUGUAGAUUAUGUAAAUGAGGUUAAUUUUCUGGCAGUUUUGGAAUUGUAGAUGAUCAGGCGUGAUGUAUAGUAUCACGGAUUAAGGUUAAAAAUCGUAUGCUGUCAAUGUUGUAAAACCGUUUGAUAAUGAGAUCAAUUAAUAAGUUUCAAUGGCUUAUUGUAAAGUUCUUCUACGGCCUUUCGUUUUAAAAUAUUGCUCAGUUUUGGUCUAUUAAAUAGUUCAAUAGAAUUUUUAAUAUAAUUAUGAACAUUUGCACGUUUUAUAGUGGCAUUUUAGAUUCAGAGCGAAGCGAGGAAUAUAUUGGUUUCACAAUGAUGUUUAUUUUUAUUUAUUUAUGCGAACACUUUCUUCCGGAAUUUUAUCUUGUAUGUGUAGUUUAGAGUAAUUAUUUAAAAGCCUUUUUUUUUUAAACUUUCAACUCGAGUUAUUAUAUUCCUCAAAAUUUGUACCUAACUUGUACUAACUUGGUUUUUCGAACUCGUGUUUCUCUAAAAUUCACUUUAUGAUAGAUCACUUAACUUAACAUGUGAUUUGAAAAAAAAAAAAAGCGAGCAAACUCGCCAGGCGUAUAUAAAAUGAUUUAGAAACACCGUGCGCGGAAGCGUAUAGAUGCGGGCAUAUCAUCGUGGGUCCCGAGUUUCUAAAAUAAUUAAGUUUUAAAUAACACGUUUGAAACUAUAUAUUGUGUUGUACGGCCGGGAGAGUUUUCGUGAUUUUCUUCUACGCAGGAGGUGUAGGUUGCAAUAUUUUUGACAAUUUCGCGAGGGCGUUCAGGCAACUACAUAGGAAAUUGUCAAAUCCUGCAGAUAUACACACUAUAUACACGUGUAGGAGCGAAACGCUUGUCGGAAAAUUCAAUGUAAAAUAUAAUGACCACAGCCGCUGUGCUGCACAGACUUGGCCGGGUGACAACACGUUUCACGCGUGUGAAUCGGACAAAAUUGGUCAGUCGAUCGUAUUUAUAGGUGUACCUCGCCUAUCGUUUUUGCUGCGGCGAUAACAACAUACAAUUAUUAUUAUAUUUUUACGGCGACGGCGAUAACCCCGCACGAAAGCAAAAAAAAACCGCAACUCCCGAUUUCGAUUUCCGUAUACCUAUAACCGUUUCGCUUGUGGGGAGAGAGAGAAAAAAGAAAAGAAAUCGCCCGUAAAUUAUCCCAUACGUCGUCGUAAUAUAAUAACGAUAGUAAUAAUGUAAUGGUCGCGGCCGGUAACGUGUAAGUGUGAGGAAGAUAACCGCAAUGUUUUUGUCUGGAUAAAAGAUAACAAGCAUAAUGGAUGAAUUAAUCGGCCGUCCGAGACACAAAAUAAUGCGCCAUUUUCGAUAAAACGAGAUUAUUUAUCGUGCACUUCGUUUCUCUGAAGACGGAUCAUUCACGUGUUCCGCACAGAAACUACGUAAGACACUAGCCUUUAGGGUUGAUGGCGCUGAAUAAAAAUAUUAUUUGUUUAAGAGGAAAAAAUUUAGUCGAUUCAAAAUAUAUUAUUGUUUAAUAUUUAGAAUAAUAUGUAUAAUAGGUAAAAAAAAAAAAAAAAUGUUCGAAGAUGAUAAUAAAAUUACGAGUUAAUUACUAGUUACUAUGGGUAUUACGCUAAUACCUAUACUUACAAUAUACCUAUUCCGAGUCCCGUUAAAACAGCUCCGUAAACUGUUGGUUUUAUAAUCUACCGGUUCUGUGAAAUUACAAUGAUCGAAAAGAUUACGUUUCGCGAAAUUCUUUUAGUAUUAAACAUCCGUGAAAAUUAUGUUAGGUGUUUACGGUUAAUGGUUAGCAGUUAUAACCAUUAGGUGUAAAAAAAAACUUCGCUCAGAAUUAAUAAUAUAUUCUGAGCGAAGUUUUACUGCCUAUGUAUUUGUGUGUGUGUGUGUGUGUGUGUUUACAUCAGUAAACAACUUUUUUACCAGAUAACUUUCUCGGUAUUAUAUUACACGGUUUUUGAUGGCGCAUUGAGGAAGUAAUUUUUUGUUGUUCCUUAUAAUUGUAAUAAUACAUAGGAAAAACUGUUCAUUUCUGGGUCACCUUGGUAACAAAGAAACAAAUAUGACCGAUACUACUCUGUUCAGAAGACUUUCCCCAUAAAACAGUAAUAAGUAUGGGCAGUGUUUUUUAAUUUGUAUUUAUUUUUGAACAAAGAUAUCAAGAAUCCAGCAUCUAAACUGUCCGUACCAUCCGUUUCUAGUUUUUAUAGAAUAUUAUUUAUAAUAUGUUUGUUCCGUUCAUGACAAGUAUGAAUAUUAAAUGGAUAUUUUUAAAUGCUAAAAAAAUAAAUAUAAUUCUAUCUAAACAGCGGCGGAAAAAUGAUCAACUUUACGUGUGGUAUUUCUUGACUUUUAAACAUUUAGCGAACAUAUUAUUACGUACAGCCGAUACCUAAUCGGGAAACGAGGACGGGGGGGGGGAUGGGAGGAGGAAUUUAAUAUCAUAAUACAAAUAUAAACUUUCUUUUUUUUUUUCUCUGUGUAUGCGUGUACACCCAGGCGGUAGCGCAAUACAACAAGGUGAUCGGACACGGGCGCGCGAAGCAACCGACGGCCGAAGACGAACUGUUCGACACGGCGAACGAUGACGAAGACGUGGGCGGCGGCGGCGGCGGCGGCGGCGGCGGCGGUGCCGCUGGUGGCGGUGGCGGUAGCGGUGGUUACGGGGUCGGCGACGGCGAGCUAUCUCUGGAAGAGGGCGGCGGCUACGGCGGCUAUCGGUUCGGCGAGGGCUACAGGCUGGCCAUGGGUUCGGCGGCGGACGGCCGCGGAUUUUUGCCGUCCCGAGGCCUGGACGACGACGAGGCGGACGAGUUCAGAGAGUCGCCGGACAGUGCCGAUUACUCGGUCGAGAGCAGGGCCUACAGCCCUUACUUGAACUUCUGAUCCGACGCGACCGCGGUUGACAGGUAAAAAUAGUAUCUCCGUUCGUCGACGGUUAUUAGUAGAACAAUGUUAUAGUAUUGAUUAUAUUAACAUUAUUUUUUUUAUACUUAGUUUUCCGUUCAAUUUUUUUUUUUUUUACGCGUAUAUAAAUUAUUAUUUCUUUCAUUGUCAUAAUAUACGUAUUGUUGUUUUUUAUUUUAUACAUAUAUAUAUAUAUAUUUUUUUUUUUUUUGAAGUAAUAUAUAAAAAGUUUUAUAAUAACUAAAAGAGCGUUCAUAAUUGCUUCUCCUCUUAUUUGUAAAAAACCAACAGGGUUUCAGACUAAAAUGUCAAUUUCCACUAAUGUUCUAUUAUAUCAUUCAAAAAUACUUAAAGCCUUUGAUAAGGUUCAACAUCACCAACUUCUCAAAAAAAUAUCUACAUUUGGAAUUCAUCGAAAUUUUUUAAAUUGAUUAUGGUCCUAUUUAGCUUGUCGGACUCGAGCAGUAAAAGUGUCACAUUGUAUCUCCACCUAGUACUCAGUUAGUUCUGGUGUACUUCAGGGUUCCCAUUUAGGUCACCUUUUACCCAAUAACUUACCCUUUAUAUUUGAUAACACGGUCGAUAUUCGUUUUAAUUAGAUUAUUGGAUUUUGUAUUGAUGCAGCCCCAUCGACAUCGGAAUCCGGCAGUCCGGAAGACAUAAAUAAUGACGAUAAGUGCUACGAAAUAUUAGACCGCGUUGAUGUUAAAAAUGCAAUAAACGAUAACCGCAUCGUACGCCGACCGCUGAAAGCAUGGACAUGGCAUGUACAGAUGCGGUUAGGUAGGUAGGUGGGUGGGUGGGUCCCCCCUGGCGGCGUCGGAUAUGGUGUUGGAAAUAUAAUAAAAUUAUAUUUAUUUAAAAUUUGCUAAGGAUAGUAUGGAAAAAAAAUACAAACUAUAAUAAUACAAUAUUGUUCGAAACGAUGUUCCAAUGAACUAAUAAAGAGAAAAAAAAACAACGGAUUCAAUUUUUUAAUAUAAGACUUAAGAAACGGUGCGGCUUCCCAACGGUAAGUGCGUAAUCGAUCGGCGAAAAGACUAUCGUUACAUAUCGAUAAAUAAUUAUUCGUUAACAUUAUAAUUGGCGGGCCUUGUAAAGGUUGAUCUCCUUUAUAUUUAACGUGAACCCGUGUGGUAUCCCCCCCUAAUAACUCCUUCAUAUUUUCAAUGUGGUGUUGUUCGUAAUUUGGUUCGUUCCAAAUAACCAACCUUUUUCCCGCCCUGGUGGCCCAAGUGAAAUUGUUAUUUUUAUUCGCCGUGCCGAACAUACCGUAAUUUAAGAAAUACGAGGCGACGGCGUCAAAAAAAAAAAAAAAAAAAUUCUUCCCCGCAGACGGCGGACUAUAGAUACACAUCGAAUUAAAUUUAGGAAUUUUGUUUUAUCGAUAAUAUAAUAUAAAGUCGUAAGAAAAUCAACAAUACGAUUUGUAUUAUUUUGAAAUCGGUAUGACAAUAAUUCGUUAGCGAUAUCUACCGAUUUUUCUACGGCGAAAUAUAAAUUGGAAAACGAUCGUGAAUAAGCGUUGAAAUACGGUUUUACACCGAUACAUACGACGUAUUGUAAUACGUAUUAAAAUCGAAAAUGUCCCGACCGUACACCAGUUUCUUAAUUUAAUGCGAACGAUUUUAUCGGCCUCGUCGUAUUUAUUCAAUACGGGGUUUAAAUAAAACUCUUUUAUAUUUACAAAUGCCCGAUGGUGGGCAAUAUAGUUGGAUAAUAUUUAAAUAGGUCGUCGAAUGUCAUUGGAAAAUCGACGUUGACGUUGUUUCCGUUUUCCGAUUUGAUUGUUGGCUUACGAGCUCCAAUAUGCCCCCGGCUACCCGCAUCGCUCCGUCGAAACGCGGACUGUGAGACGAGAACGUCCCGAGGGCCCUGGUGGAAGCAUGCCUCCCACCAGUCCUUUUUUGGCGCAUACUGGAUCUCGGUUUUGCUAAAAUAAUCGUAAGUUUUUUUAUUAUAAAUACAAAUAGGACUUAACGUUUUUAUGAACACUUACGGAAAGAUUUCUAAUUUGAUUACAUAAUCCGACAUAUCGGCACGGUCGCUGUACACUUCUUUUGCGACGUGUCGGUCUGAACGGAAAUAUCUAACGAUGUUGGUCCAGUCAUCGGAGUCGAGGUUGCACGCAUAAACGCGUCUUCGAAAGCGGCGGCGUUUAUAUUGUCGGAAAUAGCGACUUCGCUGGAGCCAGGCGCAACGACAAGCGUUGCUUGUCUGGCGACAGACGUGGGCGACGUGGACACGAUCGCCGUGUUCGCAGACGACGACGAACUCUUUACGGACAACGUAUCGGAGAUGGGCGCCGAGUUCUUCUGAUUCGUCGAACAGUCCACAUGUAUAACUCCGACGAAUCGGACGUCGAACGCGGCGAAAGUAGCAAUAAAAAGAAAUAUUCACCAAGCCCAACAAAAUCUGGAAUUACGUUGUACGGCUCCGAUACCGAAACGGAUGAAAAAAUCGAAAUCGGUUCGCCAGGAAUUGUCCGAUCCGAAACUAGUGAAGACGAAUUUGGAUGCUCAGAUGACGACAACAAAAACGAUGGACAAAGGGGCCCAACGGACCCAGGAGAUGUUGACUCACCCUUUUACGCGCUUGGCGCAAUGGGUGAAAAUGAAUCUCUCGCAAAGUUUGCGGGAUUCGAUGAAUUUUUUCGACACGAUGGAAAUCAUAUACAAUCUGACCCCCAGGACAGCGAUACCUGUAUCCUGCAUGAGUUGGAUUCUUAA
Cinara cedri is the source of this 20901-nucleotide messenger RNA. NCBI's taxonomy places the organism in Eukaryota, Metazoa, Arthropoda, Insecta, Hemiptera, Aphididae. The record is from the annotation of a GenBank genome assembly.